CCCAGCAGCCUCCCUCCCUCUCGCUCUCUCUUUCUCUCUCCACCAGCAAGGAGACUGGUUCGGCUCUCACAUCUGCUUCUGUUCUGGAAUUUCCUGCAAGGGAUGGUCUUCCCUCUGGUAGUGAUGCUGCUGCAUUUGCACAGUGGCUUCGGCGGCCUCCCCUUCUACAAUGGCUUCUACUAUGACCGGGUCAUGAAUGACAAAGGAGAUGGCAAUGGCAAUGGAGAAGCUCCAUUUAAUGGCGUAAAACUGGUGGUGGAGACUUCCCCCGACACCGUUUUCGCCCACCGUGGGGCUAACGUCACCCUGCCCUGCCACUACCACUUCGCGCCCCAGCUGGACGCCCCGCACAAGAUCCGCGUCAAGUGGUCCAAGCUGCGGCAGGACAGCACCAAAGACCGCGACGUGCUGGCCGCCGCUGGGCCGAGGCAGCGCAGCUUUGGGGAGUUCCGGGGGCGCGCGCAGCUGCAGCAGGCGUCCCCCCACGAAGUGUCUCUGGUGCUCGACGACUUGCGCUUGCAGGACGCCGGCAAGUACCGCUGCGAGGUCAUCGACGGGCUGGAAGACGAGAGCGGGAUUGUGGAUCUCGAGCUCCAAGGGUUGGUCUUUCCUUACCAGCCUCGCCGCGGGCGUUAUGUGCUCAACUUCCAUGAGGCCAAGAAGACCUGUGAGGAACAGGAUGCAGUGAUGGCCUCCUUCGACCAGCUCUUUAAGUCCUGGAUGGAGGGCCUCGACUGGUGUAACGCAGGCUGGCUGAUAGACGGCACAGUCCAGUACCCCAUCACUCUGCCCCGGGAGCCCUGUGGCGGGAAGGACAUGGCCCCCGGCAUCCGGAACUAUGGAGAGCGUCACAAGAACCUCCAUCACUUUGAUGUCUUCUGUUUCUCAUCUGCUCUGAAAGGGACCGUUUACUAUCUGGCUCGCCAUGAGAAGUUCACUUUAGAAAAGGCCAAGCAGGCAUGCCAGGACGACCGGGCUGAAAUUGCCAAGGUGGGCCAGCUUUAUUCGGCGUGGAAGUUUUUGGGCUUGGACCGUUGCGAUGCCGGCUGGUUGGCUGAUGGGAGUGUGCGCUACCCCAUAAUUUCUCCCCGGCCCAACUGCGGCCCACCAGAACCAGGCAUCAGAAGUUUUGGCUUCCCCAAAGUGGGGAAAUUUGGAGUCUACUGUUACAAGAUGAGCUAAAAGCAGGCUGGAAGCAGGCUAGGGAAAUUCCCUGCCCUAACGGACAUAUCUUUCUUUUGCCACCUAGAGUUUAUUAUUUAAAGGCCAGUCUCUGGGGGCAGUUUGAAUUGUCUGUUUGGUUUUUGUGUCUUUUUGUUUUUUGGGGGUUUGUUUUUACAUUUUUGUAAUGAAAGGGAAAAUACUGCACAAUCCCGUGAUGCAGCAUUCGAGUUGCCUUGGUGCUUUCUACAAUCUUCUGGCUUCAUUGCCCAUCUAACUGAGUAGUAGAGAAAACCUGAAAUUAGUGUAUGUGCGGGGAGGACUUUGGUCUGGUCAUGUGGCUAUUACGCCUUCUGGAAUGGAAUUGUGCUGACAUCUGAGAUUGGACCGCCAUUUGGUAUACAGUUAGGUAGGUGCCGCCGUCAUCUUCUCUCACCAAAGGACUUCCCGGUUCCGGUGUGAUGUUCCC
This is a messenger RNA of Elgaria multicarinata webbii, 1630 nucleotides long. RefSeq names its product hyaluronan and proteoglycan link protein 3 (gene HAPLN3). The coding region runs from base 103 to 1182 and encodes 359 amino acids. The transcript is spliced from 5 exons. Gene Ontology annotation, biological process: positive regulation of neuroblast proliferation; glial cell differentiation; cell adhesion. NCBI's taxonomy places the organism in Eukaryota, Metazoa, Chordata, Lepidosauria, Squamata, Anguidae. Gene Ontology annotation, molecular function: hyaluronic acid binding. Gene Ontology annotation, cellular component: perineuronal net; synapse. The record is from RefSeq and is a predicted model, not a curated record.